UUUCCUGAAGUGACAGUAAAGUGAGUCUGAGACAGCAGAGCUGCAGUCGAGACAAGUCUCUCUGUUUCUCUCUAAAGAAACAUUCAACUGAAUCCAGCAGCUUUUUCUCAACAACAACAACAACAACAACACAACAGAAUCUCUGACAAACACUGUUCAGGUUCUCAUUACUUUCUCCACCGCUCCCUGUUGGCGACGGGCCACAGAAGGAGGAUCAACACUGAAGGAGCUGUAGAGUCACUUUUCAGGAAGUGAAAGUAAAGUGAGUCUGAGACAUUCAACUGAAUCCAGCAGCUUUCUCUCAACAACAAAAACAACAGAGUCUCUGACAAACACUGACUGUAGACAUGUCUGCUGCCAGCUGGCAGCUGAUUGAGGAUCAGUUUCUGUGCUCCAUCUGUCUGGAUGUGUUCACUGAUCCAGUCACCAUACCAUGUGGACACAACUUCUGUAAAGCCUGCAUCACUCAACACUGGAACAUCAAUGUCCCCUAUCAGUGUCCCAACUGUAAGAAGUCUUUCUCCACCAGACCUGAGCUGCAGGUCAACACCUUCAUCUCUGAGAUGGUUGCUCAGUUCAGACAGUCAGCUCAACAGAAAGCCAGCAGCAGCAGCUCAGAGCAACAAGCUGCCAAACCAGGAGAAGUUCCCUGUGACGUCUGCACUGGAACCAAACUGAAGGCCCUGAAGUCCUGCCAGGUGUGUCUGGAGUCCUACUGUGAGACUCACCUGGAGCCUCAUCUGACAAGACCAGGUCUGAAGAGACAUCAGCUGAUCGACCCCGUGGAGAACCUGGAAGGCAGGAUGUGUACGAAGCACAAUAAACUGCUGGAGCUGUUCUGUAAGACCGACCAGAUGUGUGUCUGCACUUAUUCAGACCACAAGAACCAUGAUGUUGUUCCUCUGAAAGAAGAAUAUGAAGGAAAGAAGGCCGAGAUGGAGAAGACUGAGGCUGAAACCCAGCAGAUGAUCCAGAAGAGACAACUGAAGAUUCAGGAGAUCAAACACUCGGUGGAGCUCAGUGAGGAAGAUGCAGACAGAGAGAUAGCAGGUGGUGUUCAGGUCUUCACCGCUCUGAAGGAGUCUGUUGAGAGAAGCCAGGCUGAGCUCAUCGACACGAUCAAAGAGAAGCAGAGAAAGACAGAGAAACAGGCUGAAGGCUUCAUCAAAGAGCUGGAACAGGAAAUCUGUGAGCUGAAGAAGAGAAGCACUGAGGUGGAGCAGCUCUCACCCUCUGAAGACCACAUCCACCUCUUCCAGAGCCUCAGGACCCUGAAGGCUGCUCCACCCACCAAGAACUGGGCUGGAGUCAGAGUCAGUCCACCUUCAUAUGAGGGGACUGUGAUGAGAGCUGUGAACCAGCUGGAGGAGACGCUCAGUAAACAGAUGAAGCUGGUCAAGCUGAAGAGGAUCCAGCAGUCUGCAGUGGAUCUGACACUUGAUCCUGAUUCAGCACAUCCAAAACUCAUCCUGUCUGAUGAUGGAAAACAAGUUACACAUGGUGAUGUAAAGAAGAAUCUUCCAGACAAUCCACAGAGAUUUGAUUAUUGUGUUAUUGGCUUAGCAAAGCAGAGUUUCUCUUCAGGAAGAUUUUACUACGAGGUUCAGGUUGAAGGAAAGACUAAGUGGACUUUAGGAGUGAUGAGAGAGUCCAUCAACAGGAAGGGAAGAAUCACACAGUCUCCUCAGAAAGGUUUCUGGAUGAUAUGGUUGAAUGAGAAUGAGUACUCAGCUCGUGCUGACCCUUCAGUCCAUCUCUCUCUGAAGUCUCAGCCUCAGAAGGUGGGGGUGUUGGUGGAUUAUGAGGAGGGUCUGGUCUCCUUUUAUGACGUUGAUGCUGCAGCUCUUAUCUACUCCUUUACUGGCUGCUGCUUCACUGAGAAACUCUUCCCAUACUUUAAUCCAUGUCUUAAUGAUGGUGGUAAAAACUCUGCUCCUCUGAUCAUCUCUCCUGUCAAUCACACUGAGUAGAACAACCACUGGAUUUCCUCCGGAAAGAUUCACUAAUAAUUAUUGUAACACAUCUAUAAUAUUGUUGAUUUACGGUGUAAACACGAUUCAUUUUCACAUUCUGAUAAAUGGGUUAUUACUAUUGGUCUGUAAAUGUUUUUCUAUAAUUCGUCAUAACUCCAACACACAGAUUUAAAGCCACUGAUUGAUAUUAUCUAAUGUAAUCUAAUUAAUUAUAAUAACUGCAUGACCUGCAUUCAAGACUGUUGAAUAAUCAAAAACAAUGUAAUCAGCAAUAAUGACCAUUUGCACAUUAAUUAAAUAUCAAUGACAAUGUUUUAUUGUUGAAUUAUUGUA
Messenger RNA from Cyclopterus lumpus (lumpfish), 2306 nucleotides. RefSeq names its product E3 ubiquitin-protein ligase TRIM39-like. Lineage: Eukaryota; Metazoa; Chordata; Actinopteri; Perciformes; Cyclopteridae. Gene Ontology annotation, molecular function: zinc ion binding; protein binding. The coding region runs from base 348 to 1970 and encodes 540 amino acids. The transcript is spliced from 3 exons. The record is from RefSeq and is a predicted model, not a curated record.